CGCGAGACGUUAAGUAGUGUAGUAUUGUUAACGGAAAACUGUGCGACUGUAAUUUUGAGAAUAAAGAGAAAAGUAGUGUAAAGAAAUAUCAAGUGUUAUUGAACAAAUUUAUAUUGUACUAAAAUUAAAAUGUUUUAAAAAGGAAAAUUUUGCUACCGUUAAUUUAGUUGAAGCAAAAUUAGAAUCCAAGUGGAAAUUAACUAUUAAGAAGUUUGUAAAAGCGACCAAUUUAAAGUCGCACUGACUAAGUAAAAAAGAAGAAGCAGCUACGGGCAGACAAAUGAAGCUGUUCAUGUGCCGUUGAGUGCGCUUUGUAUGUGUAUAUACAUAUGUAUGCGUGUUUGCUUAUGGAGUGAAAUAUCUAUAUUUUUGAGUGCCGUGGCCGUCGCUGCAGCAGCCGUCGAGGUCGGUUUGCUUGUCGCACUGUCGUUUGUCAACGCUGCUAACUUACACCGCGUUGUACGGUAAUAAAUACAUAUGCGCGUGUAUAUACAAGAUAUAUAUUGUGCUGAUAAUUUUUUUCGGAUUGUUUCAAAUACCACUGUCACGUUUUUCGGCAGCAGGCAUAUCUGCUUCUGACGUUUUGCUUGCUGAAUUGCGUAUCUGUGUGUGCACUCGCUGUGCUUGGUAUUUGUGUUUAAUGUGGCGCGAGUAAUAAAGCGGAGUAAGCAAUAAAAGUGUGCCCACAACAUAGCAGUGAAAAAGGAGUUGAAAAAGUUUAAAGUGCAUUAAUGCUGAUGUUAUAUUCAGUAAAUCUGAACGUAAAGCCGGAAAGUUAAAUGAGACCAAAACAUACACAUCCUCAUGCUUGUGCCGUAUUAUAAAACACUUUUAAUUUUUAAUCUAAAUUAUUUGUUGAAGCAAGAAGAAGAAAAGAAAAAUUAACAACAAAGUUCAAAGUGCUUAUGUGAAAGUUUGUAAAUGAAGUUUUGAAUUAACAACGUGAAAAUGUGUAUUCGAAUGAUACCAAUUUAAUAAGAAAUUCUGAAUAGUAAUUUUAUUAGCAAUUAGUACAUUUGGAUAUUUACUUGUAAGAGGACUUUUUGGCGCCCACAUUUGGAUUACUACAUGUGCGCUGAAUCUUCAUCAAUCUUCAUUCUCGCCUCGUCAGCAGCUGGCAGCAGCAGUGUGAUGCUUACCAAUCAGUGGUGGUAGUCCGUCGCUGUAGCAGCAACGAAAGCAGGCACUUACCCGGCGCAUAGAAGAGCCGUUUUAGCUUUUUCGUGAAUUUGCGCUUGUUUGGCUGUGUGUUCAAUAGCGAGCAACAAUGUCACCAGUGCCUGGAGCCACGUCAGUGGUGGGCACCGCACCAGCACAUACACCAUCAAUAGCCGCAUCAACAACAACAACAUGUACAAUGUCAGCGCCCAACCGCGGCCCAGCAGUGUCCUCGCAACAACAGAGCUCACCUUCUGCUUCACAACAUGCCAGUGGCAAUGGCAAUAUGGCCAGUAAGAAGAACCAUUAUAACAACAAUAACAACAACAUUAAGGCCAGCAACUGUAAAAACAACAACAUUGGCAAAUUUCAACAAGGUCACAAUGGUAACAACAACAAGUUGACAAUACUGCACAGUAAACUUGGUAUGAGCUUAGAAGGGAUGGAAAGUGUGCAUGAAAUGAAGCAGCAGCAGCAGCAGCAACAACAACAAAAGCAAGUGCAUUCGCACAAAAAUACCAACAGUGGCAUGAAGGCUAAAACCCAUGAUAUGCAAAAACAAACAACAAAAACGACAAAAAUGCCCUUCACCCAUGCCACCACCCCGACUACGGUUAAUGGUACAGCUUCCAAAAUCCUGAUUACAGAGCAAUUCUCCUCGCCGCUUAGUAGUGUUGUUGGCAAGUCAUCGCCACCGUCGUCUGCGCAAACUAAUUGCAGCACUAAAUCACCGACUACGACGGCGACGCCAUCCACCACCGCUGCAACGUCGUCCACGUCGUUAGCUGCAGAUCCGUUGGCCUUACCGGUCAUCACUUGUAAUGGUGUCACUUCAACACCAGCAGCAGACGCAACACUUGAAAAAAGAACAGUAAAUUCGACUAUAAAUCAAGAGAGUGUGGAAAUAAAGGAGGAAUGCGAUCCACAAGUGAUCGUUAAGGUGGAGGAAACAUCUCCAACAACAACAAAAACAACAGCAUCAACACCGAACCACCCAACAACAGCGAUUCCAACAAUUACAACAAAUCGUAAGGACACAGCUGCGCCGCCGGCGGAAACAAAAAACAAAAGCGCUGGCCCACUCAUCUCCGCCGACGAUGCGACGGCGGAUAAUCUGAUUGUGGAUAAGCCGCGUAAAGUACUGUUGAGCGUUAUGAAUCCGCAUAUAAUUUGUCACUUGUGCAAUGGUUAUCUCAUCGACGCCACAACUAUUGUCGAGUGCCUGCAUUCUUUUUGUCAUAGUUGCCUCAUCAAACAUUUACGGACGGAGCAGUACUGCCCACGCUGUGAGAUGAUGAUAAACACGGCCAAGCCAAAUAUCAAACCUGAUACCACUUUGCAAGCCAUCAUCUAUAAACUUGUGCCAGGUCUAUACGAGAGAGAACUAAUGCGCAAACGGGCUUUCUACAAAGAUCGUCCAGAAGAGGCUGCUAUGGCAACGCCUGAGCAACGAGGUGAAGAUACAGAACAUCUUAUUUUUAGCCCCUCUGACUAUAUGUCAUUGUCACUGGAGUAUGCGGAUACAGACGAACUCGCCCGUCAAAACAGUGAAUAUGGUGAAUUGCUAAAGCCACGCUACCUGCAGUGUCCCGCCAUGUGCACUGUUGGCCAUUUGAAGAAGUUCGUGCAUGGGAAAUUCGAUAUUGAUGCACAACGUUUCAACAUUGACAUCAUGUACAAAGUGAAGACCAUCGUUCUGCUCGAUCACUACACGCUCAUGGAUGUCGCCUAUAUUUACACAUGGAAGCGUGAUGCGCCUAUGCGCUUUUAUUUCCGAGUCAAACGUUGUCUGCGACCCGUUGUAAAGACGCGCAAAGUGGCGGCUAUAAUGUCUGUAGCUGCUCCAGAACCGGUGGAAAUAAAGGACGAAGUUGCUGAUGUACCGAUGACUAAGACAAUCAAUAUACCGAAAAUUACAGAAGCUGUAGUUACACAAACCGACACAUCGGCUGUGCCGGAUGCCAUGACAAUAAUUCCAAAACCUGUUGCGUCGACAUUAAACGCUAAUGAGCCACUUAUAAUAGCGCCGCCUAACAUCAAGGAAGAAGAGAUAGAUGAGAUCGAAGAAACAAAGACGAAGACAAUUGUUGAAGUAGUGACGAAACCAGUGAAGUCGCCGAAAGCUUCAAAAACAUCCUCAGUUAGUUCAAGCACAGAGAGUAAGCGAUCGCAAGCGAACUCUGCGUUGGAUCGUAAAGCCGAGAAGGCGCAGCAAGCACAUCACUCGCACAGCUCGCCUAAAACAUCCAAAGAGAAGCGAGAAGCCAAAGAAGCAUUGAAACAAGCUGCGGAACAUCCGCGGGAUGAACGAAAAGUCGAAAAUAUAAAGCUGAAAAUUGAUUUAUCGAAACAUAACAGCGUCACAAUUAUAAAUAUGUCAGAUCCACAUCGUCGAGAGAUCACAAAGUCCGUGCGUCCCGAAAAGGAGUGGAAACUGAAAAGCAAACGAGAUAAAGAAUCCAGUCCCAAGAAUUCACCGAGUAACGAACGUAAAAGCAGUACUCCUAGUCCACUAACUGUACCCCCUCUGACAAUAAAAGCCGAACAAAUAAGUCCACAAAUGAAAACAAGUCCUUUGGCAAAGAGUAGCUCCAAGUCAACGGAAACGUCUCCCGUGGCUGCGCCAUCAUGUAAUGAUGACGAGCAAAAAUCUCAGUUCCUCAAAUCAUUUGCUUUGACACCGACUAAGAGCGUGAAGAACGAAUCACUCGAGAAGUCUCCGAAGUCGCCAAAAAUAAGCCCCAUACAUAAAGUGGUUACGAAAUCGCCAACAAGCAGCGUCCGCGACCCUCUAAAAAUAGCAAGUGGUACCGUUUUCAAAGGUCCUACCGCGCCGUCCAAGCGUAAGAUUAGGGAGCCUGUUAAGAAUGUGGCCAAGAAGCCAAAAUUGUCGCCUCCACUUCCUGCAGACGAUUUCAAAAUUAAGCUGCCGCCAAGCCCCAUUAGCAACACAUCAAAAACCAGUGUGUCAACUGUUACAAAAUCGGGCUAUGCUUCAAAUGAUAAAGCGCUUAUGGCAGCACCAAAAACAACCAAAACCUUGAAUGCCACAACGUAUGUUGGAACUCCUAUCGCAACAACGUCAACAGGUGCCAAGCCGUCCACCUCUACCACUAACAGUCAAGCAAUUAUGCGUCCACCAAUUGGUGUGCCACCAAAAAAGCCCUCGGGAAAAGUGGGUGCCGCGGUGCAUAAAAUCAAUUCUUUACUACCAACGCAGACAUUCACUCGUGUAGAAAUGGUCCCUCCUGGUAACCGUACACCGAUUGCAAAACGUUACCAACCGAUACUGCCGAAGUCUACUCGCCCCAACCCGUUCGCCAACAUUCCCAGUGACGUCAAUAAGCUAUUGAAGGAUGCGGGUACUGAGAUUAAGUCAAUUGCCAGUAAUGCAAAAUCAUCAGGUAAGGUUUAUGGUCCAAAGACUACUGCAGGCGGCACAACAAUAACUGCAGAAUCCACUAUAAUGGGACCACCGCCCGCACCAGUAACUGGUAAGCAGCAGGGUCAAAAUGUGAAUCAAUCACGUCUCGGUGGGGCGAACAACGCUAAUAAGUCGGGUUCGAAGAAUGGUAAAUCCAAUAACUCGAAUAAUUACUUAAAUCUUGCGCUAUUUAAUGCGUCCAAGACAAAAGGCAAUGAGGUACCACCCGGUUGUCGCACGCCCAUGUAUACACCCAAUUCGCCAAUUUAUUCACCCAGCUCCCCGCAGUAUAUGCCCAAUUACAAUAUUCCCACUGUGCCCACUUACAAGUACACUCCCCGUCCAUCUGGCGGGACCGGCAGCUACUUACAAAGUAUAUUAGGAGGAGGAAACAAUCAAAUGGCCGGGCUAUUUCCGGCGCCUCCAACCAAAAAAGACAAUCCUAAUGUUAAUACAAACUCAAAUUCUACAACUGGAAAUAGCUCACCAUCCCACGGCGGAAACCAAAAGUCGACGGACGGCAGCCAACUGCAGGCGCCCAAGCGUGUUUAUCCUUUCGCGCGCAGCCCCAGCCCCGAAGAUCCGCCAGAAAAGCAACUUAAAGUGAAGUCGCUGCUCAAUUCAUGCAACAUAAACAUUCCGUCAUCGCUAUCAAUUACUAUUACACGCGAGGAUAGCGAAUCGCAGGCAAAUAAUGCUUCACAUCCGAAACACAAAAGCCCUGUAAAUAACUACAUUGAAAUCCUCAAGUUGCCCGAUCAACCAACCGAGGCUGUAGAGCAAAACAAACGGGCUUCGCCACCAGCGCAGAAAUUACCUCCUUCACAUCAUUCAUCGUCGCUUAAACUGCUUAUGCCACCCACAUCGAGUUCGCCUACGAAGCGCGACACCAUGGAGGGUAUGUCUGCCGCUUAUGGAUCCGCGAGCUUGGCACAAAUGUCACAGAAAUCGCAAGGUAGCAUGAAUACGACUUUCGGCAAUGCACAAAGUAAUGUGAGCAAGCCAACAAAUGUAUCCCAAAACUCUACAUCAAAGUCGCCGCAAUUUAACUCUACUCCAGGUCAGACAUUUCAAAAGCACGCGAAUGAUAGUGGACAACAAAAGUCCAAUUUGAAAGUGUGUGAGCCUUUAAAAUCACCGCAAUCGGAGCAGCAUAAGUUGGGCACAGAGAAGAAAUCGCCUAUACAAAGCCCGGAGAAGAAUAUGAACUCGUCGCCAAAUGGCAAGACUACACACAAGUCGCCCAACAGUACCAACGUAAUCGAUGCGAGUAAAAAGUUCCGCCCCAUAUUGCCAAGACAAAACCCGUCAUCGGCCAUUUCUGAAAUCGUGCCACCAAAGGUAACGUCAGCCAAUAUAAUCGGCACCUACUCGGCGCCAAGCGGAGUGGCGGUCAAAGUACACGCCAAUAAAAAGGUCUCGCCGCCUAAGAAAUCACCAGGAGCCCAACAACAACAGCCGCAACCACAAGUCGCGCAUCAACAGCCGAAAAACGGCCAUAGCCCCAACAUGUUGACUGCUGCAAAAGGUGGCACACAGCAGCCGAACAAAUUUCCUUCGCCUGCCCAUCAGUCGUCUUCUAAAUUGACAUCGAACGCUAAAUCCGGUGCUACUCCGCCACCCAUUUCAUCGCCAAACGGCAGUCUUAACAAAAUGAUGCAUCCACCACACCCUGGUAUGCCCAUGCCCACAGGAAUGCCAUCCCUGCCGAGCUUGCCCUCCAUGCAAAACCUGCCACCCACUGCGCUUCAAGUGGCCGCUUUAGCAGCAGGACUACCCGGUAUGCCUUCACAUUUGGGCGGCGUGUCCACUGCCGACAUCAGCAAGCUAUUACGCGCUCAGGUCCAGGCAGCAGCGGCCGCCGCACAGCCCGGGAGCAUGUUCUAUCCGUAUGCGAAUGCGCAACAGCUAAGUCACCACUACAGCUACCAACAGGCAUUCAUGUUAGAUCAGUUCUCACGAAUGCAGCGCGCCGAGGCAAUAAAUGACUUCAUGAACAAACUGAAGAAUGGUCCGCCUGAGAAAACGUUGGAGAAUAUUCCCAAUGUAGGUAGCGGCAAAGCAGCUACUGCCACAGCUCCGAGAGCAUCGCCAGGAGCAAUAGGUAGCGGCAAUGCGGCUUCAAAAUCGAACACCGUCAACACUAGUACAACUUCAGCUGCUGCCAGUAAUAGCAAUAGCUCUAACGGCACAAAUGCGACCAAGGCCAAAUGAAAGUGAAUGCGUAGGUGAAGAUGGCGAUGUGGCAAAUGAUUAGAGCAGCGCUUUUGAAAUUGAAUUCCGUGUGCAUUUGCUAACUUUACUAAUCAUUGUCAUCAUUUAAAAUGAAGUAAUAUAUUUUUUUGUUUUUUUGCUAUUUAUGUAUAUGUAAGAUUAAGAAUUAGAAAUUUAAUAUUAAUAUUAUCAGUAAGUUGAAAUUUGUUUAUGUUUAAUUGGUUCUUGUUUUCGUUAUUUACUAUAGUCGCUUAUUUAUAAUUGAAAGCUUCUUGUUAGUUCCGUAACCACCGUUUUCGCUAACGAAAAUUAAAACAGAAAGUAUACAAUGUAAAGAAUGAUUAGCCGUAAGCCUCAGUGUAAAAUAAAUUAAUAGUUAUGUUAUUUCCACCUUAAGACUACCAGCUACCCUGUCCCCGUCCCUGACUGAAGAUUCACAAAGAAAAGUGAUUUGUAUUUUUAUAAAAAUGUGUGCAUACAUAUAACACACAAAUACAUACAUAAAUACUAUUUUUAGAAUUGCGAAGAACUAUAAAUAUGUGUAUACAUACAUAUGUAUGUGUGUGUGUUAAAUACAAAAUUUAUCAAAUUUAUCAGUAGUUUUAAGUGUAAAAAGAAACCUAUUUUCGUAUGGAUGCGGAACUGGAUGAAUUUCAAUAAAUGAAUUAAAUUA
Molecule: messenger RNA, 7469 nt
Organism: Anastrepha ludens (Mexican fruit fly)
Lineage: Eukaryota; Metazoa; Arthropoda; Insecta; Diptera; Tephritidae
Gene: Psc
Product: polycomb group protein Psc
Exons: 5
Coding region: 1268-6796 (1842 amino acids)
Biological process (GO): negative regulation of transcription by RNA polymerase II
Cellular component (GO): PRC1 complex
Molecular function (GO): promoter-specific chromatin binding; metal ion binding
Source: RefSeq, a predicted model, not a curated record